GCCAAGGAUACAUUUGUAAACUGAGGACUUUGACAUAGUAAUUUUUACUUUAUACAUUAUAAUGUUGAUAUGAAUAACAAAGAGAUAAUUAUAUGUCAUUGUACCAGUCUUGAAAAGGACAAAUAUAAAGGAUAAAUUAAUAAGUGAGCAGUGUACACUGAGAACUCGGGAGAUAAAUGAGCGACACUGGCUGGUCUUUGACCUGAACUAUAAAGUGCACGAAGGGUUGGCAAAUUUGGCUAAUGCCAUGCAAUAAUAAGUUGUCUAGUCAUAAAAAUAUAACCAGGUCAUUGCCAUGACUUCAAUGGAGUACGAUGUCGACUCUAUGGGCGGCCUUAUGCCGCAAAUCCAGGCUCUGACUGCACCACCUGGAAGCCGGGAACCAAACAAACAACAGAGUGGUGGCUCAACCGGUUCUUCAAAAGAAGGUCUCGCUGCUCACCCAUAUUUUCGUCGCCCGGGUCGAGGUCACAACCACGACUCAUGUGAUGCGUGUGGAGAGGGCGGCGACUUAAUUUGCUGUGAUGUCUGCCCAGCUUCCUUCCACCUUAUGUGCCAUGACCCACCUUUGGAUGAGGAAGAUAUUCCUAUGGGAAGGUGGGCAUGUCAUCAGUGCAAAGUUGCAGGGCCUGAUGACGAUAGAACAUCUGUAUCCAGCGGCAAGUCCAACAAGAGUGCCAAAGGCAUUAAAAGGAAAGACAAAGAAGAGGAAAAGCCAACUUCUGCUGCAGGAAAGUCUGAGACCAAUGACAAAAGAGUGUGUGCAGGGGGGCGAGAGUUUGAAGUUUCUGAUUCCCCGCUGUUUACGCUCAUCAAGGCUGCAGCUACAGUCAACCCUAAGCAGUUUACUCUCCCUUUUGAGAUGACGUUGCCAGUUUGCUUUCCUGGUGAACCUAAAAGUACUGGUAAAAGCAAUGGAACCAGAAAAGGAGGUCAGAAGAAGAAGGCUCAUGAACUGGACAAUGGAUUAGUUCCUUUGCCUGCCAAGUUAUGUUUUCAGUGCAACAAGAGCUGUCGUAUAGGUCCUCUAAUACCCUGUGAUUACUGCCAGUUGUUCUUCCAUCUUGACUGUUUAGACCCCCCACUCACCACCCCACCCAUGGGAAAAUGGAUGUGCCCAAACCACCCUGAACAUUUUGUGGACUCUACACUAUUAACAUCUCACAGUCUUAGUGAAAGAGUAAAAUUAUGGGACAAAUUCAACGUGCCAGUAGAUCAAGAUUCAGUACGUUUGAACUUUCUACAGCGGUGCCAUAGAAAAAACCCUCCCUUCCGGUACAAAGUUAAACGUGCCCUCAGGUCGAGAAUACGAGUGCCACUAGCUGUCAAAGAGCAAUACUCGGAACCGCCAGACUUGCUUCCCUGUAAUGGCCCUCCCCAACAUCUUCUUCCUCCUGUUUUUGAACAAAAUACAGAGGCUUCCACUGCUACCACUGUACCUCCCACCACUGCCAACAGGAUAGCUACCACCUCAGUUACAUCAUGUGGUAGUACAACUCUCUCUUCUUGGUUACAUCAGCAAAAUUGGCGAGGAUUAGAUGUGAAGGAAGAGCGAGUCGAAAAUUCGGAAAUUAUCCUGGAUGGGAAGGAAGCACCAGAUAAAGAAACAAAAGUUGAGGAUAAGAGAAGUGAAACAGAAAGAAAAAAGCCAACAAAAGAAGAAAUGGAUGAAUGGCUGGCAGGAUUAUUAUGUUUACAAGCCAGUAUUGUUAAGCACAUGGCAAAUAAUACUACAAGUGGCUUAAACAAAACACCAGAGAAGCAGAGAGAAAUGAACGGUCCCACAUCUUUAGGUAGUACUAUGGAUACUUCUCCUCCUCUAGAGAGACCGGGCUGUAUGAAUGGGGACUUAAGUUCUCACGACCUGAGCAGUAAACACAACAGAUUCGCAGAUCCUCGAAGACAACAGUCAAUUAUAAACAGUAAUUUUCAGCCUCCACCUCCAUAUCUGCCUGCAAAAAAGGGAAUCUUAAAAAACCCAAAGGGAAACUGCAGUCCGUUGGCAGUGCAGGCUCUUAACAACAACGUGUCAAGGGGAGAACCCAAUUUCUUGGUGGGCGUCACCAACCCUGGAACAAAGGCUCCCAGACAUAGAAAACAAACAGCUUCUGAGAUAUUGUCUGAAACAUUGACAUCCUUGGCUUCCUCCCUUCAGAGCUCAAUUACAGGCAAACAAGAGGUGUCAUUGAGUCAGUUGGAGCGUUCAGUGGUAGAUGUUUUGGCAUGGCAGCGUUUAGAGGAGUUAUUGUGCCCUCCCAGCCCAGCACCUGCACCUAUCGUCACCCAGCCUCUUCCAGCCCGAGCUCUGCUCUGCCCUCUUGUUCCAGAUUCACACCUUCAAGAUUGGGCUGUCAAGUCUCCUACACCGUCCUACAGUUCUCAGCCAGUGGCUAUGACUUACAGAAUAAUUCGCAUAGGAAAAGGGAGUCACAACCAUGUGGACUUAAGUACUUAUGGUCAUUGUAAUUACAUAUCCCAGGAACAUGCUGCAAUAUUUUUUGAUGAGAAUACUGGUCACUACGAGCUUCUUAAUUACAGUCCUCAUGGGACUAGAGUUGACAGCGUUUUAUACCGAUACGAUCACAGCGAGAAAACUGUAAAUCAUGCACCUCCUCCUCCACUUCUCCAACAAGUCCGAGCCAUUAUUAACCAAAGAAGAGGCCAGCUUCCAGCCAGGCCUUCUGAAGAAACCAUGACAGAUACUCCAGGACAAACUUUGACCCGGUGUAACUGUAAAUCUGGGAAAGGGAAGACAGGGAGCACAUCCAAGGUUACAACAUCAGUUCCCCUUGGUAGUGGUGGCUGGGAAGGGGGUGCUGUCCUUCAUCAUGGAUCACAUCUUAAAUUUGGAUGCUUGCAGUUUGUGUUCAGCAUCGUGGAGGAAGCUAGUAAAGCAGAUUGGGUGGAAACAACCAUUAGUACAUACCUUAAAUUCUUCAAGCAAGAAGAAGAGGAGCAAGAGGAGGAGGAGGCAGCAGCAAAGGUCAAGGAAGAGGUGGAGGAAGAUGACGAAGAGGAGGAGGAUGAAGAAGAGGCAGCAAGAAAGGAGGAAAAGAACUCAAAAUCGUGAGAAAUAAAGUUUUAGUAAUUGACCUAUUUAUACUGAAGUUUCUUGACUGUAUAGUUGCAGUACAGAAAGUUGUUUUCGAACAGGAGUGUUUAUGAAUAAGCGUGAGUAAAUACACCCUUGUAAUGUUAGAAAGAAAUUUAUCAGUCUUAGGUAAAUUACAAAAUUAUAAGAGAAUUAUUUAAUAGACUAAUAACAGAGUUCUUUGUGGACUCAAAUGUUUAUUUUGAAAAGUGUUGUGUAUGAAGACGGAAUUUGUUGAACCUUGCUCCGAUGUAAAGAAUAUUGUUGUAAAAAGUAAAAGUUAUUAUUUUAUUACUAAUGACAAUGGACAAGAAAAGAAGGAAAAUUGUCUAUAAAUGAUGGGGUUGUGAAUUUUGUAAAAGAAAAAAGAAUCUCCAUGACUGAUGUGUUCACAUAUACUCGACCAGUCAUAUAGAAUGCUCUAUUACAGGUGAAUGAGAAAUUUCAUGUCAUGCCCAAAAUUGAUACGUUUCCCUACGUUGUCUACCCCUAAACCCGAUGAUCAGUGGCAGCUCAGCACCUUGGGUUUUGUAAUUAAUCUAACCAGAUAACUGUCAUGUAUGGCUGGGAGGUUUAUGCACAAAUACAAAAUAGCAAUGUAGCCGAGAUGUAAAAGUUUUUAAACUAGUACAUAUGAUGUGCUGCCUACUGUUGGUACUCUGGAAGUGUUUUGCCAUUUCUUACUACUGAUCAUCAGACUUUUCAUCUGAUGGUUGCUUUAUCAGCAUUUUGUUAUAUGCAUCUUUGUAAUUUUAUCCAGGUUCUUAAAGAAGAUGAUGUUGGUACAUGGUUGUAGCUUAUAUUUUCUGUACCAAAAAGCCACUGUGUUACCUAAAGCUCUCAAUAUUGAACAAUCUAUAUGUAUUUUUAGUGCUAAUAUAUUAUGUAAAUGGUAAUGUAUAUAUUACUUAAACUUUAAUUCAUGUCCUUAUACAUUAAAGAAAUAUUGUACAUAAUGUACAGAUUUAAUGAUGUUAUUUUAUAUUCAUAAAGUACACAUUACUUCAGUAUCCUGUCUUCUUACCUGUGACUGAAGAGUGUUACCGGACCAUCUCCCACAUACUUUCACUCCACUUCAAAAUGUUAUUUACUCACACUUUAUAUACGGGUGUCUGUUGAAGAAUGUAGUGGCUGUACACACACUCACCUACACAAAAUCACAUACAGGAGUGAAAUUUUGUCUGGAAACAUAAAACAUUGAUAAUGAUCUGCAGAAAGAGCUUCAAGGUAUUUUUUUAAACCUUUAACAUACAAUACUCAUUAUAAUUGCAUAUGAUAAUAAUAAUAAUAACAACAGGCUUCUUUCAUGUCUUGUGUUUUCUUAAUUUUUGGAGGAAUGUUACAAUACUUUUCAACACUGACAAAACUCAAAUCUUGGUAUGUUGGUGAUGGUCAUGGUGCAUUGUACCUGAUAUUAGCAUGGUCUUAUAUCAAGUGAAGCAUUCUCCGUAGGUGUUUUUUGAGGACUUUCAUUCCUUUUCAUUUGGAACUGCCUAAGAUAUUUUCAUACAGAAAACAAAACCAAUUUCUGCAAUGGUCUACAUUUUCUACAUAAAGCCAAUGAAGCAAAAGUUAAAAUCACUUGAACUGCAUUAUAUAUUCCAGACUACCUAAAAAUAACUAUGCAUAUUUUAAUUUUUUGGGGUCACAACUGAUUAUAAAUUCAGUUGACUCAUGAUAUACUGUAUUCACUAUUAAUGAAUAGGUUUGCUCUUGACUAGUGGAGAAACAAUUUACAUCAUUAAUUUAUAAUCAAAUAUGUGAUGAGCAUGAGGGAGUUUUCCGGAGCAUACUGAUAACACCAGAUAAUAGAGUAACUGUCAAAACGAGACAUGCUUUUAUUUUGAAAUUAUUGAGUAUAGAACAAUAGAGAAAAGUUAGUGCAUCUACUUAAAUGACUAAUGUUUCCUAAUUCCAAACACAGCCUUGGUAUAUAAUUAAUACAAUUUCCCAGUUUAUAAGAUCGGUAUAAAGUGUAUUUUUUGCCUGAACUCUGAGUAGUGCGAUUCCAGUCGAGUAUUUCUAUUUUGUAGUUGUGAUUUAAUAGAAUAAGUUGCAUUGAUCAUCCAGUUCAAACAACCCCUUCAUUAUGAGUCCCCAGAUAUAUCUUAUGUACUACAGGUACUUGCCAAUAAAUUAUUAGAACUGGUUUCCAUCUGUAUUGUUCAGGCAUACUUUUUCACUCAGGUCAGAAUUAUUUUCAAGUUUAAUCCAACUCAGCAUUAAUUUUACAAUAUAAAUCAAACUCAAAAUGUGCUGUUGUCGUAAUUUUGUCAGGAUUUUUGUUAUCCAAUCUGUGAUAGCAUAUCUGUACCUGUUGAAUAUGGGUACAGUAUAAGUAUUUCUCAAAUCACUUCUUUCAGAGUCUACUUCUUUUGGCCUUCCAGUUAUGCUUAUUCAGGGCAUUUUUUUUUUAAUAGUACAGUAAUUCAUGCUAAAAUUUAAAGUGCAUACUUAUUUGUUCCCAGAUUCAAAAUGUGCAUAAAGAAUUGAUUGGAAAAAUAAUUAAAAGCAUACCUUCUCCAGUCCUUAAUGGAGCCACAAAAUGAGAUUUUUUUUAAAGCAAUUAUAUUCUAGUACAGUAUAUUUACUUUCUGUAUAAAGUAUACUUCACUUCUUUAGUGUAUAAAUGUAUAAAACUUUACAAAUUUUGCAUAGAUUUUAUGAAUAAAGUUAUAUAGUUGUUUAUGCAGCAUAAUUACUAUUGGAGCUUAAAUAUCUUUAUUGGGGGAUAGAUAGCGCCUGCUUUUCCAUCAUAAAAAGUACUUUAAAAGUUGCUAACUUAACAACAGGAAACAAUAUCUAUGUAAAUAUUCAACAUUUUAUUUUCAAUAAGAUGUAUAUUCAGUAUCAUAUAUAUAUAUAUAUAUAUAUAUAUAUAUGCGGGGCUUUCACAAUGUUUUAUCUCAGGAGGUACUGUACUUGUUAGUCAUCAGGAGAUACUUUUAAGACUGCUUGUGGGCUGCCAAAGUCCUCACAUGAUUUUAAAUGUGACUGCUCUACUGCAAUAAACAUUUUGCUACAUAAAACUUCAUAAAACUUUUCUGACUUUGAGGUUUCGUAAAAAUUAUUACGAUUGUUAUAUAUUUUUGCAAGGUCCCACAUUUGAGCCAGUACCAAGUGGCAAGUUUAGGUAAGUAAAAGUACUGAAUACCAGUCAGUUUUGAAAGCCCUGUAUAUGUAUAGUUCAUACUAAUUCAUCAUCAGAGCAAUUUAAUAUUGUGCUGCAGUAAAGUAAUAUCCUUAUUUCCAUAUUUGCAUCCAUAUUGUCUCCUUCCUAUGUAAUAAUUUACUCAACUGGUUUUUUCCUUCUACUGCAUCCUAUGGAGCCUAGAUCUUUCAGAUAUACUGUACAAUAUAUAUAUAUAUAU
Molecule: messenger RNA, 6462 nt
Organism: Homarus americanus (American lobster)
Lineage: Eukaryota; Metazoa; Arthropoda; Malacostraca; Decapoda; Nephropidae
Product: PHD finger protein 12-like
Exons: 16
Coding region: 296-3070 (924 amino acids)
Biological process (GO): negative regulation of transcription by RNA polymerase II
Cellular component (GO): Sin3-type complex; nucleus
Molecular function (GO): protein binding; transcription corepressor activity
Source: RefSeq, a predicted model, not a curated record